Molecule: messenger RNA, 1880 nt
Organism: Baudoinia panamericana UAMH 10762
Lineage: Eukaryota; Fungi; Ascomycota; Dothideomycetes; Mycosphaerellales; Teratosphaeriaceae
Exons: 2
Coding region: 352-1608 (418 amino acids)
Biological process (GO): RNA surveillance; nuclear-transcribed mRNA catabolic process, no-go decay; nuclear-transcribed mRNA catabolic process, non-stop decay
Cellular component (GO): cytoplasm
Source: RefSeq, a predicted model, not a curated record
UACCGUAUCCGAGUACCGGUAUUUCGUAGCCUGAAGGCAUUUUGAUGGUGGACUUGAUGUUGAACGCCAUCUUCGCUGGAGUGGCAAACGCUCGCUUUUGUAAAGGUGACACUUGGCUGUAUAACAGAUGUAGUCGACAAGAGGCUCGCAUGCCGUUCGACUACCGUUCUUUUGAAUAGUCUUUGACCUGCACGAAAUGAAGCGAUUGCGGCAAUGGUUCAUGUACAUAGAUUGCAUCAUUGGCCAGUGACAGUGGCCCAAGCUUGGAUAUGCACCUUAUUCAAGCAUCUCAGCGCCAUCCCCGCCCACGACUGAAGCUUUACCGUAUUGUAUUCCCAAUCGGUACACAGCAUGCGUUUGGUGAGGCAGAAUAUCGAGCGCAAAGAUGGCUCGGGCAGCGCCACCCUCCUGCCGGAAGAGCCCGAGGACAUGUGGCACGCAUACAAUCUUAUAAGACCUACAGACCUUCUCCGUGCUUCUGCGGUGCGAAAGAUCAUCAAUGAGUCGGCCUCUGGUAGCCGCUCAAAUGAGCGUGUGCACAUUACCUUGACCAUUCGAGUCACCAAACUGGACUUUGAUCCACAGGCGGCACAACUACAUGUGUCUGGCCGAGUAGCGGAAGAGAACAAGCACGUCAAGCUGGGCAGCUUUCACACUUUGGACUUGGAGUUGCAGCGUAACUUCACUCUCGAGAAGGCAGAUGGCUGGGAUAGCGUAGCACUGGACACCCUCAAAGAGUCCGUAAAUCAAGAUGCAAAGGCGCAGCUGUGGGCGGUCAUUAUGCAAGAGGGUCUGGCGAACAUCUGCUUGAUCACGGAGUAUCAGACAAUCCUUCGACAGCGUAUAGACGUGCAGCUUCCGAAGAAGCGCGCAGGCUCGACCGACCAUGAGAAGAGGGUAGAUCGUUUCUAUCAAACAACUUUCGACUCCCUUCUGCGGCAGGUCGAUUUAGCAGACCCCAAGCCAGUUGUGAUAGCAAGUCCGGGGUAUACAGCCAGCAGUUUCCAGCAAUACAUCAAAGUUCAGGCUACUACAGGUAGCAACAAGCAGGUGCAGCAGCUCGUGCCGAAGCUUAUCAUAGCGCACUCGGCGUCAGGGCAUCUGCAUAGCCUGGCUGAAGUAUUGAGCAAUCCAGCAGUGACCAGCAAGCUCAGCGACACGAAGUUUGCAAGGGAGUCGCAGCUGGUGGACCGCUUCUUCGAACUGAUCCGCAAAGACGAUGCACGGGCGUGGUAUGGACCGCGCGAAUGUGAGGCGGCUGUCGACCGAGGCGCGGUCGGCCAAGGCGGAGGGACGUUACUUAUCUCGAACUCGCUGUUUCGGAGCCAGAACAUCCAGACGCGCAAGCGCUGGGUUAAGCUGGUGGAUGAAGUCAAGGCACAGGGGGGUGAGGUUCGAGUGCUGAGCAGUAUGCAUGAUAGCGGGAGGAGGCUGGAAGGCCUUGGAGGCAUUGCUGCCAUCCUGACUUACCCUAUCGAGGACCUCGACAAUGCCAUUGGCGACGAAGUUGACGAAGCCGCCGAAACGGCGGAUGUGCAGGAUACGAACGGUGGCCACGUCAACGGUGCGGAAAGCGACCUGCAAGAAGCAAAGGUGGACUUCUUGUGAGACUGGGGGCUCACUUCAACCCUCCCAAAGUCGCCGCCAAUGCUUUGUGGCCACUGACCGUCUAUAGCUUGUCGGCUCUAAGACAGGUCGACUGGUCUCGUUUGACGGCUGAGCUUGAGAAAGAGGCACUCGAUCGCGACGAUGCCUGUAUGAGGGCGGCCAAAUGCUGCCUCCGUUCAGCUGAGCGGGCUGUAUGCAGAAAUGGUUGGAAGACAGAAGCUGAGUUCUAGCCCUCCGGUGGCACCAAGUUUCCCAAUCUCAUAUGUCGCGCU